Molecule: messenger RNA, 2869 nt
Organism: Hypoxylon fragiforme
Lineage: Eukaryota; Fungi; Ascomycota; Sordariomycetes; Xylariales; Hypoxylaceae
Product: fungal-specific transcription factor domain-containing protein
Exons: 10
Coding region: 597-2786 (729 amino acids)
Biological process (GO): regulation of DNA-templated transcription; DNA-templated transcription
Molecular function (GO): DNA-binding transcription factor activity, RNA polymerase II-specific; zinc ion binding; carboxy-lyase activity
Source: RefSeq, a predicted model, not a curated record
UGUCAUACUAGUAACUAGUACCUAGUAAAUGGGCUCCCAAAGGCCAAGCCCUACCUAAAUCAUGUGAUCAGACAAGAUGUGGCGUUAACUACAACAUGUAGUGGCGUAAAAAGUUCGGAAAGUUCGGCGUGUUGGAGUCCUUUAGGAAAAGUGAGGCUUGGCAUCUACCUAAGACCUGCGGCAUUCAUUGCUUAAUCGACUUCUUUGCCCCGCUCCUAUUCAAACAACGGUCCAGAGGAUCUUCGAUCUUCGGUCUUCGGCAUUCCUCUUUACCCAUUGCUCACUUCAAGUUGCCAUCUUCCAACAGCUAAAGAAGCUUGCUAACUAAUCUCGUUGGAAUACUGCCCUUGACUGCCCUGAAUGCCCUGAAUGCCCUGAAUGCCCUGAUAACCCUUUAUACAGUACUGCCCUUCACUGAUUUCUGCACUGAUUUCUGCACUGAUUCUGCGCUAAGGUCCACACCCUUGAUCGGCUUUUGUAGCCUGAUCCUAGGUUCUAUUCGUUUAUUGGAAUCCUCGGGCUUUGUGGUUGAGGUGGAAACUCUAAGCCCAAGUCCAACGGGUGUGAGUUUAGCUCGACAUAGCAAAUCGGCGCUCAUGUCAUCGGAACAAGACAUCAAUCAGGUUCCUAUUCAGGACCUGACCCCUGAACAAGCUAGUCAUAUUAUUCACUCUCACCGCAAAGUACGAUAUGGUACGGCAUGCUGGCCAUGCAGACAGCGUAAGGUGAAAUGCGACAACAAGCAACCCUGUGAAAAUUGCGUCAAAAGAGAACAUCCACAACUAUGCUCUUACAAACCUAAUCGUUCAAGUGCCUCCAAGCAGGCCUCCAUAUCAGCUGAAGGAAAUCAGGGGAAGAAAAGGGCUCAUUCUCCCGAUAGUAUCAACAAUGACCAAGGCAGCGAUAAUCAACCCGAGGGUUGGACUCAGGCAAUAGACGAGCCCGAGACUAUAGAUAUCUCACGCUACGUCGGUCAAAAUAGUAUUCCUGCGCUAUUGCGGGAUCAACCAUCUCCCAUAGAAACCAAAGAUGGUGUUGACAUACGCCGUGAUAUGCGUCCAAUACUUGGGCUCGAUAAUUCUGCACCUUUCCCCCUCAUGUCGUCAAAACACCUCAGUCAGCUGACACAGGACAUCUUCUCGGAACUUCCUUCUGAUCGAGAAGUAAUGAUUUUGUUCAGGGCCUAUAAAGAGAUCGCGCACCCAUUUUGGGGCUUUGUCAUUGAUAUUGAUGACUUGGAGUCUCGGAUAAUGAUCUAUCUCGAGGAGCGGGCGAAAAAUGCUAGGGAACACAGCAAGUCGAAUCGGCGCGUGUCUGCACCGUGGUUGGCCAUCCUCUUCUCUGUAAUGGCAGUUGGCUCACAGUAUCGUGACUCACCAUACCAUAUUCGGACACGAGAUGCGCAGAGAUAUGUUCAGAUUUCUUUCCAUUUCCUCCGCCUGGGAAACUUUCUAUUGCGACCGAACCUAGAUUCAAUUCAGGCACUCCUAUUGACAGGUUUCUGUCUUCUCAAUGACAUGAAAGCCGAGGCUUCUUGGGCAUUAAUAGGUAUGACUUGUAGGUUAGCACAGUCGCUGGGCCUUCAUCGUGCUGUGACAUCAGACGAAUCUGGCUCGACUGAAAUAUCGCUCAAGACAUAUGUGAGAAGAAAACUAUGGUGGACUUGUCUAUGGCACGAUACGUUGACGUCGUUAUCUUUCGAUCGCCCCAACAUGACCAAUAUCCAGUGCUGUCCACUUCCAUUAUCACCAGGCUCUGCAGUGGAAGGAUUGUCGUAUCUUGAAGCGAUGUACACUCUUUGCCAAAUCAUAUCGCAGAAACUCAACCCAGAUGCCACUGCUGAUUACUCUUACGAAACUAUUCUCGAGAAUUGCGACGCCAUCGAGUCCAUUCGCGAGAAAGUUUAUCCUCAGCUGCGCAGCAAAGAAGCCUGCAAAAGCGUAGUCGAUAAACUCCAGCACUACGCCGUACGUUUACAUACCGCAUUUGUAGUAUCUGUAUGCUGUCGCCCAGCCCUUCGCCGAGACUGCACUAGCCUAGGACCAAAUGAAAAGAAGGCACUGGCCGAUAAAUGCAAGACAAAUCUGACUGAGACAGUGCGAAUGUUUCUGUCAAUGCACCAGUUAUCAUUCAUACCGACCAGAAGUUGGGCUUUUACUUAUCACGGCCUUUCUUCUGCUGUUCUUCUCGGCAUUUUGUGCGAGACGAAGCUGGACCCUGAAGUCCGUCAGCUCCAGGGAGAUUUGAUUUCGGCUCUAUCGGCGGCGGCGGCUAAGGAGCAAACAAGCCCCACCCCUGAAUAUAUUCCUAAAAUUGAUAGAGAUAUCGAGUUGUCGGGGCCUCUUUCGAGAGCAUUAGAAGCACUUAAAAACAUAUACGAUUAUGGAUCUCUUCAUGGAGCAUCUGGUGUUAAGAGCGAGAGCGCAUCUGGAACUCGCACACCAACUGGAGCUGCCAUUCAACAAAAUAUCCCAAAUUUAAACCAACAAUUCCGCUUACAGCCUGGAUAUGACAGACAUCAGGAUGCAGCUCUUGCCAUGGCAGAGCUACAGAAUGGAAACAAUAUUGCGGAUUACGCAACAUCGAUGCCAUACCAACCGCCGAUGCAACCGUCCGUUGGGCUAUCAGACUUGGGCCAACUAGAUCCCAAUGCCUUAGCUCCAAUGGACCUUUACGAUUCUAUCUUCUGGGAAUCACCAGACCCUUUCUACGCAGGCGCUGAUAUGAAUUUCGACUUCCUCCCACAAGCUCCUCCGGGACAAUCUCAACAACAAUUUUACUUUUAGGACGGGAUUGUCUAGCACAUGAUCUCUGAACUAGGUGGCCACCCCAAUCCUGAUUGUCUAUCCUCCUUAAAAACACAUCGAAG